AUGUCUAAGAAACGAAAAGCCAAUGAAGAUAAUGAACAAUUAUCUUCAAAAUCACAUAGUAAAAAGAAUCGUUUAUUGGGUGAUAACAAUCAAAGUACAUCUGAAAGUUCCCAUUCAUCGAUCAGUCAAAUACAUUAUACACCAUAUGCAUCAUUAAACAAACCUUCAUCAUCAGAAACUGCACAUUUAUGGAGUCCAUUGGAUAGUCUUAAUUCAUCAUUUUCAUCGACAUCUUCCAAUUGUGAUUAUGAUUCAAUAUCAUCAUCAUAUGGAUCAGAGAUACGAGCUAAUAGUAAUCUUACAACAACCACAGAUGACUCAUCAAUGGUUUAUAAUCCAAACCAUCAAAUAGGUAAACAAGAAGUACAUGGCGCAAAAAGAGAAUUAUUACCACAAUUAAAUGGUACACCACCACCAAAGAAAAAGCCAAGAAAUGAUGGAAUAUCAACAUUACCAACUCCACCACCGUCCACUGAUUUUUCAUCUGUUGCGGCUAAAAUGAUGGAAAAAAUGGGUUACGAUAAAAAUCGUGGUAUUGGUCUUAAUGCCAAAGGUCCAACAAAAUUAAUUGAAGAAAGUAAACAAAAAGGACGCCGUGGUCUUGGCUUUAGUUAUAAAGAUUUUAAUGAUGAAACAGUUGACUGGGAUUUUAAUAAUGAUCCUGCUCCAGUAGAAGAAGAAGUUCAUUGGUGUCCAUCUAGUGAUCAUCUUGAAGCUCCAUUAAAUCUCGAUGAAAUGCGCGAAUGGAUUACACUUGGACCAAAAAAGAAAGUAAUCGAUGAUGAAGUUGAAUUUUGUGAUGAAGAUAUUCUUAAAGAAAUGCUAAAUGGAAAAACUGUAUUCGAUGAAUUACCACAAAAAGAAAUGGAAGAAGCUCGAGCACGAAGUAAUGUCUAUGAAACCAUUGGACAAUCAAUUUUUCUCAAUCGAGCUGCAGUUAAAAUGGCUAAUAUUGAUUCUGUUUUCCAACGAAUAUUUACCGAUCCUAAAACUCCUAAUAAUCAAAGAUCACUUGUUCACCCUGAUGAACCAUUAUAUUUUGCUGAUAUAUGUGCUGGUCCCGGUGGUUUUAGUGAAUAUAUUUUAUGGAAAAAACAAUGGCGUGCAAAAGGAUUUGGUUUUACAUUAAAAGGAAAAUCAGAUUUUACUCUUCAUAAGUUUCUUGCUGGUACACCUGAAACAUUUGAUCCAUAUUAUGGUGUCAAAGAUAUUGAUGGUGAUGGUGAUAUAUUUAAAUCUGAAAAUAUAGAUGCUUUACAAAAUUAUGUAAAUAAAUGUACAAAAUAUAAUGGUUUACAUAUUGUUAUGGCUGAUGGAGGAUUUUCGGUUGAAGGACAAGAAAAUAUUCAAGAAAUUUUAAGUAAACAAUUAUAUUUAUGUCAAUUUCUAACAGCUUUGUCAAUUCUUCGACCAGGUGGUCAUUUUGUUUGCAAACUAUUUGAUUUAUUUACACCAUUCAGUGUCGGACUUGUUUAUUUAAUGUAUCGAACAUUCAAUCAAAUAUCGAUUCAUAAACCAGUUACAAGUCGACCAGCAAAUUCUGAACGAUAUAUUAUUUGUAAAAGUCUUCGUGGAGAUAUUCGAGAUAUUGUACGUACCUAUAUGUAUGAAAUAAAUGCUCUUCUGAAUCAACAUCAAGCUGAUACUGAGCAUAAUGAUGUUCAAUCAAUUGUUCCAAUGAAUAUUUUAAAAGAAAAUGAAAAAUUUUAUGAAUAUAUUCGAAACUCGAAUAAUCAAUUGGGUGAAAAUCAAAUAAAGAAUUUAAAAAAGAUUCGUGCUUUUGUUAGCAAUGCAUCUUUGAAAGAUUAUCGACAAAAUGAAAUUCGUUCACAAUGUCUUCACUUAUGGGAGAUACCAAAUGAACCACGACAAAAACCAAAAAGAUUAAUGUACAAUGAUGUUCAAAAUGAUCUUAUUUUUCAACUUGGCAAUGGUAUGGAAAAUAUUCUUUGUAAUAUACCAAAUUUAUUUAAACAUUCUGUUCUUGAUCAACAUCAAAUACAAUCAUUAUUUGAUUAUCGAUGUACAUUGUCAUUAGGUGAACCUGUUCUACUCGUAUCAUGUGGUCGAAGUUCAGUUUUUGCUUUGGAAUUAAAAAAUAAAGAUAAACGCUGGACGUCAUUAGAACGAACACCAUUUAAAAUUGAAUUACCACCACAUACUUUAUUACUUGCCGAACGUGUCCAAGAACAAUUUGAUGAUGGUAGAAAUAAUCGUCAACGAUCAGCAAUUUAUAUAAUUGACGCGUAUUUUAUUGCUAAUGAAAACAUGCUUUUUCAAAAUGGACGUCCGAUGGUUUUUAUGGAUCGAUAUCGUUCAUUAAAAUUAUUUGAAAAAACAAUUAAUAAACCAGCUCGUGUUGAUCUCGUACCUAUUCGGAUUCAUGAACAAUUACGUUUGGAACAGAUGGAUGUCCAAUUUGAAAAGUUAUGUACUUCUGGAUCAUUAAAUCAAAUUGAUAGUGAACGAUUACGGUUUACUAAUAACGAGAUUGAAAGUAAACCAUGUGCAGCAGUUCGUGGUUUAUGGAUAUUUAAAUUUGUUCAAUAUCCGUGGACAAUUUUAUUAAGUAAAUCUCAUCAAACAAAAUAUUUUCAUAAUCAAAUGAACCGUACAUCAAUACCAGCUGCUCCACCUGAUUCUUCACAUGUAGCUUCAUUACGAUCAAUGCUUGAAAACAGUUUCUAUUGGGAUUUUAAUAAUCGUGAUGAUUCUGUACAAAAAUCAACUUUUAUAUCAUUUAUUCAAGAAAAAAAUCAUGAAAUACAAUCACAACAACGUGCUACUCUUCACCGAGCUGCUACUAGUAGCAACAAUUAA
Molecule: messenger RNA, 2820 nt
Organism: Rotaria sp. Silwood2
Lineage: Eukaryota; Metazoa; Rotifera; Eurotatoria; Philodinida; Philodinidae
Source: the annotation of a GenBank genome assembly